GCCGAUCAGUGCCGGGGGCGGUGAGGCGGGUGCCUGGGGUGGGGGGCUUUGUGCCCCGGCCGGCGUGGCUGGGCUCCCCCCGGCCGCAACGGCCGAGCCCAUUCAGUUCCAGUGGCCCGCGGCUAAUCCGAGCUGAUGCCUGGUUGUGUGCAGCGGCCGUGUGCCCAGGACCUGUUUCGGCCAAAGCCUGGCCACCUGCUCUGCUGGGGCGGGGGGCGGCGGGGCGUCCCUCCUGGGGACAAGAGGACCCCCCCCCCCGCGCCCGCUCCCCGGCUCGCCCUGCCCGGCAGGUUCCUGCGGGACGACUACACCAUCCAGGUGGCCAUCAAUGACUACCUGGACAUCUACUGCCCGCACUACGAGGGGGCCGUGCCCGCCGGCCGGGCAGAGACCUUCACGCUCUUCAUGGUGGACUGGGAGGGCUACCGCGGCUGCUACGAGACCCCCGGCGCCUUCAAGCGCUGGGAGUGCAACCGGCCCCAGGCGCCCUUCGGGCCCGUCCGCUUCUCCGAAAAGAUCCAGCGUUUCACCCCCUUUUCGCUCGGCUUCGAGUUCCAGCCGGGGGAGACCUACUACUACAUCUCCGUCCCCAGCCCCGAGAGCGCCGGGCGCUGCCUGAAGCUGCGGGUCUCCGUCUGCUGCAGAAACACCACGCCGGAACCGGUGACGGAGGUUCCCAAUUCGCAGCCCCGUGGGCGCGGGGGGCCGGAGGACGCAGUGCCCGCCCGGGGCGUCGCGGCCCCGCUGCAGCCCUGUGCCCCCUGCCUGGCGCUCCCGCUCCUCGCCCUGCUCCGGAUCUGACCCCCGGCACUGCCCAUGGCGGGGAGACGGGCUCCUCUGCCCCACCGCCCGCCUCCAGACUUCUCCUCCGCCGUCAUCCCCACCCCACCGAGCCUGUGGGGCAGCCCCGGGCCACGACUCACCCACCGGACCCCCCACAGAACCGAGCCGGGGCCGGGAGCUCCGGGCUGGAAGGGACCUGGAUUCCCGCUGGCAUCGCCGCACACCGGCCCCCGCCCUGCCCCGGCGUUGGGCUCCCCACGGCUCGGCCGGACCCUGCUCUGCCCCAGGGCCGUAGCCUCGUCUCGUGCCUUCCCCCAUGGACCCCCUCCCCGCCCCGGGGGAUGCCGGGGACCCCUCCAGGCCCUGGAGCGGGCGUCGGAUGGAGGCCCCUCUGCUGCCUUGUCCUCCAGCGAGGACACACCGAUCUGUCUUCUGGGAAGACGCCCUCCUCCUCCUCCUCCUCCUCCUCCUCCUGCCUGACCAGCCCCUACGGUUUGGUUUUAACCCCUGGUAGUGACUGAGCCGAGCAAUACAGUGUUUGCAAGAUCGCCCUCGGGCUCUGCGGCCCCCCUGACCCCCCCCAGCCCUGGCCUCGCGCUGCCCGCGGUCCCCUCCUGCCCGUGCCCACCUGCCCGCGGUCCCCGUCCCCCCGGGGACGCUGGGGCACGGGCCGUGGGGGGCUGCUCCCCGGGGGUGCCCGCGCCUCUGGCCGCCACCUUUCCGGCCGGGGGGGGGGGGGUUUAAUUGCAGCGAUUUGAUAUUGAGACGUCAACUCAUGUCACAGGGAGAGCUUUAAUUACAGAUGAGCUGCCUGCAAUUAGCGCCUGGCAGCGGGACCCAGAGGCGGCUGCCGGCGCCUGGGAAGGGACAGGGAUGAGGGGUGCUGGGGCUUUGGGGGGGGGGGUCGCUCACCUGGAGCCCCCGGCCGGGCGCGCUGGCCCCACUCGCUGCCCUUGGCUGGGCUUGGUUUGCCAGCGGGGCGACGGUCCUCCGUCCGUCCGUCUGUCUGUCUGUCCCCUCAUUACGGUGUACCCCAAAGUGGGGGGCUGUGGGAUGUCAGUUGGGGGGGGGACGACACAGUUGAGGUGUCACCCUUCGCCAAGGGGGCACCCAGGUGGCUGUGGGGGGGCCGACCUCCUGGCACAGCUGGGACCCUGCUGGGGUCAUGGCUCCGGUGCAGCCGCAGCAUGGAGGCGGCAAUGCCAUGCCCCGGGAGCGAUGCUCAAGGCUCCCGCAGCCACCGGUGGGUCCUGUCCCCCCCUCAAGGCUCCCGCAGCCGCCGGUGGGUCCUGUCCCCCCCCUCCCCAUGGGUGCAGCCCCCCGCUGCCCUCCUCGGGGGGCCCAGCCGGAGCCGAGUUCCCCAUGGGGCUGGCGGCAGCUGGGCCCCCGCAGCCCCCUCCCCGCGCAGGCGUUGCCGGCCGCCCGCCGCAGUGGUGCUGGGCACGUCAGACAGGUUUUAUGGCUUCUCCGGAGAAACUGCUCGGCAAGAGGCUGAGCAAAAGCAUCGACCGCGUCGCGCCCCUCCCCCCCUGCGCCGCUGCCUGCCCUUCCCCCCCCCCACCCUGCACCCCGUCCUCGCAUGGACGGGGGCACCCCGUCCCCAUGGGGGGCGCCGCGGGGCCAGGCCCCACCGUGGGGCUCGCAAGGGUGCC
Messenger RNA from Chroicocephalus ridibundus (black-headed gull), 2435 nucleotides. RefSeq names its product ephrin-A4-like. Gene Ontology annotation, biological process: ephrin receptor signaling pathway; axon guidance. NCBI's taxonomy places the organism in Eukaryota, Metazoa, Chordata, Aves, Charadriiformes, Laridae. Gene Ontology annotation, molecular function: ephrin receptor binding. Gene Ontology annotation, cellular component: plasma membrane. The record is from RefSeq and is a predicted model, not a curated record.